Messenger RNA from Momordica charantia (bitter melon), 891 nucleotides. RefSeq lists its product as uncharacterized. NCBI's taxonomy places the organism in Eukaryota, Viridiplantae, Streptophyta, Magnoliopsida, Cucurbitales, Cucurbitaceae. Gene Ontology annotation, biological process: negative regulation of DNA-templated transcription. The record is from RefSeq and is a predicted model, not a curated record.
UUUAAACCCACAGAUCUCUCUCUCUACAAAAAGCUGUUUCAUAAAUCAAAACCCUCUUUCUCUCUCUCUAAAAGUGAUGUCUAAUUUCAAGAAGAAGAAAUUUCCCAAAUCCAUUUUUGCCCCCACCGCAGCCGGCUGCGGCGGCUGCGGGAAGCCGAAACCCUCCGAUAUCGUCGAGCCCGAUGCGAAGCCCUCCGGCGCCGGCGCCGGCCACAACCCAAAACCCAGAUCCUCAUCUUCCAGCUCCGGCGACCGGAACGGCGGCAUCUCUCUCGAAGACGAAGACUGCACCUCUUCCACCACCACCACCAUCUCCGGACUCCUCCUCAGCCCGCCGCCGACGACCACGAUCGGCGGCAGCAUCAUUGCCGUCGAGAAGAAUUCCGACGACCCAUAUGAGGAUUUCCGGGACUCGAUGCUCCAGAUGAUAAUCGAGAAGAAGAUUUACUCCACCGCCGGCCUCCAAGAGCUUCUCAAUUGCUUCCUCCAUCUGAAUUCUCCGUUCCACCAUGAAAUUAUCGUCAAAGCUUUCACCGAGAUUUGGGAUGAGUUCAUGUCCCACAGCCACGGGAUCUCCGAUAAUUCUGGCCGGAAACCGCCGUCCGCCGGUGAAGGUUGAUGGUUCGGAGAGGUGGCACGUGCGACAGCCAUGUGAGGGGCAUUGAAUUUGCCCACAUGAAAGGAGGAAGAGGGAACUGCAUGGCGAGGGCAUAUUUGUCAUUUCACCAAGAGUUAGGUCAAUGAUUUAAUGCUGGUUUCUCAUUGAAAAAUAUUUAUCUAAGGUUUGGAACAUUUUUUGAUCAUUUUUUUUCUUUUUCUUUUUAAUAUUUGCUGUAAAUUACUGAAAGGUAUACUAUUAUUAUUAAUUAUAUAAUAGCUUCCUUCUCACAA